CUUUUUCUGUAAAUUAACUCACACAUUAUUCGGUGUUAAUCACCUCACCGUCCAUUUACCUUCCUCAUCCUCGUCAGAGAACAGAGAAUCUUUUUCCUCUCGCUCCGGUUGUACCUCAAUUUGUGUAUCAGCCUCAACUUUUCCUCCUUUUUCGUCCAUUUUGCAAAAUGUUUGAUCGAUAACUUUUGUUUGAUAGCUUUACGCAAACGCGAUUUAUAGACACAUGCAACUUUUGUCAAACAUAAUGGCAAUUGGUGUUGUUAAACUGUCACAGCGAGAGAGGUACAUAUGCGCGCUGGCGUUUGUCGCUCUAACUAGUCUCCAGACUUUGCUAGGUCUAAUAGCAACCUGGUGGUCCAGCUACAUCUGCGUACGAAUAUCGCCAACGUUGUACUCGGAAAAAAUCGAAGUAAAUUUUGUGUUCGCGAUCAUUGCCAUUUUCGGUACCCAUAUCAUCUUUCACGGACUAUUUGGCCUUAAGAUUUGUUACAAAUGCUACAAGCAAUCGCUCAAGAAAAGUACAAGGCGCUUUGUAUUCCUCUGGUCACUUGUGGGAUGCAACGUUCUGGUUAACGUGUUAAUUGUGGCAAGUAUGGGGAGAAGAAUAUCACGACAUAUAAUACACGUGGUAACCCGCGCCUUGGAGUACGGGAUGAUGCAGUACCUCAAAGACUCUUUCUGGAAACGCACCAUUGACGAACUUCAAGUGAAAAUGCAAUGCUGCGGUGUUUACGACUACAAGGAUUGGUACCAACUCUCCUGGAUCGAAGAACAACAAAUUCACCUGGAGCAUCAAUUGGUCAAGGAAUUACGACUGUCACCCUCCAAGAUUUUGCUUCCCGUCGUACCGUGGAGCUGCUGUAAUAUUGAAUACCCACUGCAGUGUUUCCACGAUCCUUUCCAACAAAUGGAAUCUUCGUACCUGUGGAAAGAAGAACCGACAAUCGUCGAAAACUCGCUGUAUACAAAGGGCUGUCUGACGACGCUUACCAAACCCAUAGAGGAGGGCAUCACUGGGUUCAUUACCAUAACCGUCCUGAUAUUCAUUUUAAUGAUCGCCACGAUCCUCCUAUCCAGAAUAGUCUACACAUCCUGUCGGAACGCCGAACUUCUACACCGCCCGACCGGAAUUGCGCCCGGUUGGAUCUUCGGUAGGGGCGAUUUCGGAUGGAACAGAGGACCAACCCUAGAUGACAUGAUGGAGGGCGUGAACGUAGAGAACUCGUCUGUCAGCAAGUCAAGGGACGGUAGUAAAUCUUCCGCGAAAAGAUCCUACCUUUCAAAAAUGGACAAAUUUUCGGAUUUCUCCAAAAUGUUUAACAAGCAACAGAUCAAUAAGAUACGAGGAAAAAAGAAGCGUAACCAGAAACCGAAGAGUGACGAAGAACGACCUGUAUCAAGUGGUACAGAGGAAGCCUUACUGUUAUGACAUUUUUGAAAUUAACAAUUUGUACAAUAGCCUCAAAAAUGUUAAUUAUUAGUCGUAUAGUGAGUACAUAUAUUGUAGGAAGAAAGUUUCCUUUUUCCCAACUUGCAACUGUUCCCACAUAAUCGGCCCGAUUCAACAUUGCAAAACCAUUACCAAAAAUAAGCUAUAACUGAAUGUUAAGAAUAAAAGAUAAACACGAGGAUAAACGUGGCUAUAAACAUGGUAAAUUGCAAAUCUCUUCGCUGUGCGUGUUUUUAUUUUAAAUUACUACGUGCUCAGCAUCCGCCGUACCUUUACAGUAAAAUUAGCUUAAGAACAGACGUAGACCAUAGUACUUGAGCGCUUUUUGGGGUUAGGUAACAUUAAUAAACAUUGAUAUUUUUUCUACAAUAAAGUUAAAACGACCAGUGCAAUCGAAAUAAAAUACGUGUAGUCUGGGCGAAGUAUACAAAAAUAUAAAAAAAACCUAAAAAAACAUUCCGUUUCGUGGUUGUAUUUCAA
Messenger RNA from Photinus pyralis (common eastern firefly), 1930 nucleotides. Its product is annotated as peripherin-2. Lineage: Eukaryota; Metazoa; Arthropoda; Insecta; Coleoptera; Lampyridae. The coding region runs from base 224 to 1429 and encodes 401 amino acids. The record is from RefSeq and is a predicted model, not a curated record. Gene Ontology annotation, cellular component: membrane. The transcript is spliced from 5 exons.